CUAUCUUCUUUUCUGAUUGAAUUGUUUCAAUUCCUCACACUCUUUUCAUUUCUUCUUCGCGGUCCCUAUAUAUCGGUGCGGAGUACUCUCCUCCCUUUGCACCGCCAUGGCUCCUCGAAUCAAGGACGGAGAUGCCGUGGUGACCAUCAACGGCAAAUGGGUGUCAUGGUCUCACACUGUCUUCGCAUAUGCUGCCUUCUUCAGCGCGCUGAUUGUCGGCAUCGCGUUGCAUUAUCACAAGAUCGUUCAGAAUGAACACUACGGCUACCCCGACGAAUGGUUCCCCUCCGUGUCCGCCACGAUUGGCGAUCGAUACCCCGAGCGCUCUUUCUUCAUGGUCUUUAUCGCCAUCACUUCCGGCCCUCGCUUCCUCCUCGUCUUCCUGUGGUACAUCCUCAGUGCGCGCCCGAACUACACCCUGCCGAAGAUUGUUGCCGGCGUUGGUGUCUUCCGGACCUUGACCUGCGGAGGCUGGACCUAUGUCACUUCCACCGAUGACCAUGACUGGCAUGAUAUUUUCAUGAUCUCCUAUCUGGUGGCCACCCUGCCGUGGACUCUGGGUUGCCUGGCCCUCAGCCCGAACAACCGCCGCGCCGUCAAGUAUCGCAAGAUCCUGGCUAGCCUUUUCUUUGGAACCUUGGUGCCAUUGAUCUAUUACUUCAUCCAGCACAAGGUCCACAAGGUACCCGGUGCCUACACCCGUUACGCCUUCUUUGAGUGGUCCCUGGUUUUGUUCGAUGUGGGCUUUGAUGCAAUCACCGCCCUCGACUUUGAGGGCUUUGAGUUUGUGGUGCGCGAUGUCAAGGGGAUCAGCAGAGGGCAGUUGAAGACUACUGCGGACUCGGUCCUUGAAAAAGAGAAGGGCAAGUCCGUGGGCAACACCUUCGGCGAGGGCUUCUUCUGGACGGAGAUUAUCGACGCCGCUGCCGAUGUCUACAAUGGAUUCGUCUUCUGGACCAUCGUGACCGGUCUUCCCGUCCUCGUCUGGUACUUCCCCUUGUGGCACAUGGGUAUUUCCGGCUACGAGGUUGCCAUUGUCUGCUGCUGCUCGCCUCUGUUUUUCGCUAUCCCGUCAUUGCGAUAUGCUGCCGCCAAGAAUCUGCGAGCUCUGCACUUGAUCUCGCUGGUUGGUCUCCUUGCCUACAAGUUCCAGGAUCCCGCCAACCGACUUUUCGUGACUGGGUUCGCCCUCGCGACUUCUUGCGCCGCGUGGACCGCCAGCUUCUUCGCUGAGCGCGCCAACUCGCCCCGCCUUGAGACUCGUAUCAUGGCCUGGGGUAUUGGUCUGAUCAUGUCCGUGAUCGUCAAGUUCGCUUGCUAUACUAACAAUCCGCUCUGGCCCGUCAUGCACGCUGAAAACGGUGGCUGGAACAAGAUCGGUCUGGUCGUUGCCAUCUUCGCUGUCUUGCGGUCUCAGCGUGGCUCCAACACCAGCGGAGGCGACUACCUACCGUCUGGCGGCAAGAAGGGCUCGUCAAUUCUGGCUGGCAUUGGAUUUGGAGGUCUCAUGUUUGCCAUCGUGUCGCUUUUGACCGACUCCAGCACUAUGAUUUCAUGGGUCUGGGACGGAUAUCCCGUUCGGGGACCCAUCGCUGUGCCUCAUGGUGCUGCGACCAUUCUUGCCAUGGGAGCUGGUCUUGUCUACGGUGUAUUCUAUCCCGCUGUGGCCGGAAGCUGGACUGCCUACGGCAUCGGCUCUCUCGGUGCGGCUCUCCUGACCUGCUAUCACCACUGGACCGGAUACUACGGUGCUCUUGCUUUCGCCUUCUAUGUCAUGGCCGUUUCACCCGUUUUGAUCUCGUCCAGUGUUCGCCACUCCCCUGCAACCGCCUUUGGCGUUGGCUUCAUCUUCUACGUGUUCAUGCUGCUCUUCCACGUCUGGGUUGUCGCCUACGCGUUCGUUCCUGGCGGCCCACUUGUCCGCGAGCACACUGACUGGGUUAUGAUCACUACCAUGAUUUCUAUUGGAGCUGGUGUGUUCUCGGCGGCCACCUCCAACUCGUCCACUCGUUUCCGUAAGAAGCCCAUCGGCCCUAACGGCAAGAGACAGCGUUCGUACUACAUUUACGUCCUCGCUGCGCUGCAGUUGCUGUCCAUCUCCGUGGCCUACCUGCGCUUCCCCACCAAUGACUACCAGCCCCACCACAAGGAGGACAAGGUACUCACCGCUGGUAUCUGGACUGUGCACUUCGGUCUUGACAAUAACAUGUGGGCUGCUGAGCGUCGCAUGCGCGAUGUUCUUGGUGAGCUUGAGCUCGAUGUUAUUGGUUUCCUUGAGUCUGAUAACCAGCGCAUCAUCAUGGGUAACAAGGAUGUCACUCAGUACAUUGCUGAGGACCUUGGCUACUAUGUCGACUUUGGCCCGGGCCCCAAUAAGCACACCUGGGGUUCAGCCUUGUUGUCUAAAUUCCCUAUCGUCAACUCCACCCACCACCUUCUCCCCUCGCCCGUUGGCGAGUUGGCCCCGGCCAUCCAUGCAACUCUUGACAUGUACGGCGAGAUGAUUGACGUUGUCGUCUUCCACUCUGGUCAGGAAGAGGACCCCGAGGAUCGUCGUCUUCAGACCCAGUAUCUGUCCAAGUUGAUGGGCUCUUCCCCGCGUCCACUGAUCUUGCUGAGUUACCUGGUCACCAAGCCGCUGGAGGGGAACUACAACACCUAUGUCAGCGAAUUGAGCGGAAUGAAGGAUAUCGACUCCAGCGACUGGGACAGAUGGUGCGAGUACAUUCUGUACAAAAACGUUCAUCGCACAGGUUACGCCAGAAUCAGUCGCGACACCAUCACCGACACCGAGAUUCAGGUUGGCAAGUUUGUCAUUGGUGAGCCGGAGCCGGAGCAGGAGGUGCGCAUCCCUGAGGAGCUUGUUCCCCCAGGCCGUCGCUUCCCAGCUCUGUUCCGUGGCGAGGGUGUCCGCGGACACCGCUAUCACGUCUUCGAUGAGCCCCGAUACUGGCAAUAA
Messenger RNA from Penicillium cinerascens, 2959 nucleotides. RefSeq lists its product as uncharacterized. Gene Ontology annotation, cellular component: endoplasmic reticulum. The record is from RefSeq and is a predicted model, not a curated record. The coding region runs from base 107 to 2959 and encodes 950 amino acids. Lineage: Eukaryota; Fungi; Ascomycota; Eurotiomycetes; Eurotiales; Aspergillaceae. Gene Ontology annotation, biological process: GPI anchor biosynthetic process; fungal-type cell wall organization. The transcript has 6 exons.